AAACGUGCUGCAUCUGGACAGCAAAUUUGAGCAGCUGAACCAGCGUCUGAGUCAGGAGUCGAUGUCGCUCGUGCUCUCACUGAACAUCGACGCCAGGGUUCUGCAGCAGACCUUCAACCAGGAGAGGAGGAGGGGGGGGACGAGUCACAGACAUCAAGGUCCUGGAGGAGAUGAAGGAGACUCUCUUAUCAGUGAAGAAAGAAACAAAGCAGAUCAUAGACAUGAUGGAGGAGAACAAGAAUGCAGGCAGCCCCCCAAUGUCCCCUGUUGAGGUCAAAGUGGUCCUCCAGAACACACCGGGUCAGAACGAGCCUCCUCCUCCUCCUCCUCCCUACUCCCCCACUCCCAUGGUCCAACCCAUGCAGAUGCAACCAGGUCCCAUGUACCAUACACAGCCAAUACAGAUGUACUCACAGCAGGGUCCCAUGGCCCAGCAACAGGCAAUGCAGAUACAACCGCAGCAGACUCAGGUUGUUAUUUGUUCUGGGGACCUUGGUGAUGUUCCCACCAUGACGACGUGUCGGAACUGUGGAGAGAAGGUCCAAACCAGAGUGGUGUAUCACAGCGGAGCCUUCGCCUGGCUGAUAUGUGGACUCUGCCUUCUGUUUGGGCAUGUGUGUGGAUGCUGUGUCAUCCCAUUCUUUGUGGACAGCUGCAAAGACGCCCAUCACUUCUGCAGUAAACGCAACGUCAACCUGUCCAUCCACAAGAGGAUGUAGCAUUCACACACAUGCAUACACACACACACACACACCAUUUUGUCAAUUUAGUGAAUUUGUUGCUAUAUUUAGCCA
Alosa alosa (allis shad) is the source of this 794-nucleotide messenger RNA. Its product is annotated as lipopolysaccharide-induced tumor necrosis factor-alpha factor homolog. The transcript is spliced from 7 exons. Lineage: Eukaryota; Metazoa; Chordata; Actinopteri; Clupeiformes; Clupeidae. The record is from RefSeq and is a predicted model, not a curated record. Gene Ontology annotation, molecular function: zinc ion binding. The coding region runs from base 171 to 719 and encodes 182 amino acids.